Molecule: messenger RNA, 2155 nt
Organism: Sander lucioperca (pikeperch)
Lineage: Eukaryota; Metazoa; Chordata; Actinopteri; Perciformes; Percidae
Gene: hoxa9a
Product: homeobox A9a
Exons: 2
Coding region: 500-1297 (265 amino acids)
Biological process (GO): regulation of transcription by RNA polymerase II; proximal/distal pattern formation; embryonic skeletal system morphogenesis
Cellular component (GO): nucleus
Molecular function (GO): RNA polymerase II cis-regulatory region sequence-specific DNA binding; DNA-binding transcription factor activity, RNA polymerase II-specific
Source: RefSeq, a predicted model, not a curated record
AGCAAUGGCAGGGUGCUUACGUGUCCUAUAAAGUAGCUCGUAAAAUAAGGCCUCCAAAAACAUACUGUAUCGUUUUGGAUACCAAGAAGGGAAUUUCUUAAAAACAGUAGGUUAAGACACUGUAAAAUAUUUUUAACGUUCAUAUUUUCGUCUCAUAGAAAACAGAUCCAACUCAUAUCUUGAUAAUUCUUUGCUUUAAUAGUAAAGGUUGUUAUAGGAGAGCGGGUGAGUAUUUAAUGACCAGAGGGAUUGAUUUAUCCUUUAUUGUUCAGCCUUUAUGAUCACGUGCGUCUUGCUACCCAAUGGCAUGGCAGCCUGUCUCCCCAUUACUAGCCCACUGUAGUUCUCUGUGGGGCCGAGUUGCUACUUGAUUUCUCCACAUUGUUAUUUUGUGAGACUGGGUUUACUGCGUGUGUGUGUGUGUGGUAUGUGUGCGCGUUUUACUUUUGCAUGUAUCUGUUGUAUGGCUGCGUACAUGUGAACGUAUAAUUGUCCUGCCAUGUCGACAUCCGGAACACUGACUAGUUACUACGUUGAUUCCCUCAUUCUGCCCGAGAGCGAGGAGCUCUCUGUGCCGAGAUAUCCCUCCGGUCCUGGGCUCCAGCACCCCAGACAGCCCGCCUCCAUCAGCGACCACAGCGAGCUUGGGACCUGCGCAUUUCCGUCCAAACCUCCGGUAUUCGGGCCAUCAUGGAGCCACGUCCCUGCUCAGUUCCCAGGCACCGUAUCCUCUAUGUAUCAUCACCACUAUGGGCAUCCCCAAGGCUCGGUCGGUGCAGAUACAGAUGGCCGCUAUCAGUCGUGGCUGCUGGAGCCUAUGUCCGGUUCCCUGCCCAUGGCCGGAUUACCGACGACCCAUCAUUACGGAAUCAAACCGGAGAGUCUGGGGACGCGAGGUGACGGCGCUCUGCCCAGCUCCCACACGGCGUUACUGCUCUCUGAUUACGCCAACGGAACAGUAGCGACGGCAUCACCGGUGGAAAAGGACGCACUGUCCAGCCAGGCAGGGGACACGAGCGGGGAAGGUGAAGAGAAACCGGGCCUUGAUCCAAAUAACCCAGUGUCCAACUGGCUCCACGCGAGUGCCACGAGAAAAAAGCGCUGUCCGUACACCAAACACCAGAUCCUGGAGCUGGAGAAAGAGUUCCUCUUUAACACCUACCUGACCAGGGACCGUAGGUACGAGGUGGCGAGGCUGUUAAACCUCACCGAGAGACAGGUUAAAAUCUGGUUCCAGAACCGCAGGAUGAAGAUGAAGAAAUUUAAUAAAGACGGCGCACCGAAAGAGAGUGACUGAACCGUACAGUAUUUAGGCUGUUUGCGAGCUUUGUGUGUGGAAGCUCUUAACUCUGCUGGACCUUGUUUUUAAACGUCAUUGUCUUAUUGUUCCAUAUAAAAAACGUUAUAAAAGCUAUUAGGCUUAUUUGUCUUGUAAAAAAAAAAAAAAAAAAAGCAUGUUGGGCUUCAGUUUGAUGCGACUACCUUUAUAUUGCACAAUUUUAACGGUGCCCACUCGUUUUGUAUUUGUUAUUUUCUUAUGUUGAUUUGAAUUAAUACCUCGUUAAAGUGUAUCAGUUGGCCUGGUCCCUGUGCUUGUUAGUGUAUGGAUGUUUCUAGCUGUGCGUGUUCUGGUUUGUAGUUAUAUUUGUUAUCUAUCUCAGAGUCACCUGAACGUAUAGUUUGUAAAAUGUAUUAUUUUGUAUUGUUGUUUAUCCCUUACUGUUUAGAACUAUGACUGAUGACCGUGAGUUUGAAUCUAACAUUGGAGGCGUAUAGAACAGACUGAUCGCAUUUUGAAGUAGGUGCAAGAACCUCAAAAACCUCUUAAAAAUGCUAAAAUACAAAUGUUAAAUUAGGUUAUAGAAGCUAUAUCACAUGGUGUGACACGAUUGACUACCUAUGUCUUUCAACUACCUACAAUAACCUAUUUUUUUUUUCUCGAUGGCGGAUUAUAGUAGAUUUGCUUGCAUUAGAUGCUGAAUUUCAGGGAGUAACAUUUUGAAAGUACAUUAUGUUUGUUAGUGAGAGGAAAUUAAAUAAAACACUGUAGGCUACUUAUUAAAUACCUCACGGUCUGCUGGCCGUCUGACCUUUGGUUCACAAAUGUAAUUUGUACUUUAUUUAUUAAAUAAAACAAAUUAUAUCUGCGAAUGCA